Messenger RNA from Talaromyces stipitatus ATCC 10500, 2542 nucleotides. RefSeq lists its product as uncharacterized. The transcript has 5 exons. Bases 403 to 2277 code for a protein of 624 amino acids. Gene Ontology annotation, biological process: regulation of DNA-templated transcription. NCBI's taxonomy places the organism in Eukaryota, Fungi, Ascomycota, Eurotiomycetes, Eurotiales, Trichocomaceae. The record is from RefSeq and is a predicted model, not a curated record. Gene Ontology annotation, molecular function: DNA-binding transcription factor activity, RNA polymerase II-specific; zinc ion binding.
GGUGAUUAGUGAAAGAAGACUAAGAGUGCAGAAUGAGGGUUAAGUAAGAACGGGCCACUGGAAGGUCCGAGUCAAAUAUUUUACCCACGUUUUCCCCAGAUUUUCUCCCGCUCUCCGCAACUCAAUAAACGACACAAGGAACUCAACGACACCGACACCAUGCUUAUCGAAUGAAUCACGCAUUGCAAGCCAUGGUCAGCUACUGACUAAUCUUAUCUGAGCUACUGCCCGACGACGUACAUUCUUGCGCUUCGUGUACUCGACCUUGUUCUGCUAGUACUAUCACCAGAAUGCCCCCACCCCGAUAUUCCGCACUCGACCUGAUUGUGCAGUAAAUCGUGUACGGACUAGUCACUUUACACUUGUUGCGCAUAAUAUUAUUCAUAUUCCAGGGGACAGGCCAUGAUGAACGACUCUUUACAACACUUACUUGAUGCCGGGGAGACAGAAUUCCCCCCACAAAAUGGUAUCAUUCUUUCAACUGCAACUGUGGGAUCAGGUUCCGAUAGCCCUGCAGAAGGCAAUCAUAGCAAACUUGAAGCUGCCAUGUCCCGACGGCGUCCAGCUCCAAGAGGUACAGCAGCAUAUCCGCGCAAGCGGGCAAAUCGGGCAUGUCAGGUUUGCAGAGCCCGGAGAACGAAAUGUGAUAAUAAGAAGCCGUCAUGUUCGUUUUGCGAGAAAGUGGGUGCAAAAUGUAUCACCAGUCCGACAGAUCUGUCAUCCUUCGAUCCGGCAAGCCUGGCGAUUCUAGACCGCUUGGAGCAGUUGGAAAAGCUGAUCCGGGAGAAGCCAUUAGAAGUAAGCGUGCAUCCACCACCAUCGGUCGAACCAUCAGCUCUCAGUUAUGGAUCUCCUCCCCAGGAUCUACAAUUCGGACCUGAUCUUAGUACAGUCACCAUCGAGACUGUACUUGCUUGGGAUGUAUUCCAAGGCCGAUUCGACGCGCAGUUGGACAUCAAAUCAGUUCUCAAGAAUUAUGAGAUGCCGCCUUCUCCGAUUACUUCUCCUGUUGGUGAAGCUAUCCCGUUGAUUAACAGCUUAGAGCUGGGAUCAUGCAACAGAUUGCUCGACAGCUUUCUGAGCCGUGUGCAUAUCGCCAAUCCAAUCUUAGAUGUCGAGUUGAUUCGUAGUUAUGUAAACCAUGCCUGUUUGAAUGGAAUCGGUUGGGAUGCACAGUCAUGUCUAGUGCUUCUCGUUUGCGCUCUAGGAUCCAUUGCCGAAGCAUUUCAUGACGUUCACCCUCACACAUCUCUCAUGACGAGAAACUUACCCAGCUUCGGAUUAGCAAAAGUCUUCUUCGAAGCUUCACAGAAACGCAUUGGAUUACUAAUGCGCGGCAGCGGAGUUCUUGAAGCCCAAUGUUUCUUCUACUCUGGUGUCUAUCUAAUGACGAUACAACAGCCCAUGGAUGCAUGGAGACAUUUUGUCCAAGCUGCUGCUAUUUCGCAAGGAUUUGACUUUUUGAAGCGAUCUCUCACUACAGACAUGUUGCUUGCCAACGGUAUGCACCGAGAGCGAGCUUCUCAAGAGUGCAUAUAUUGGACAUGCUUUAAAUCAGAACUCGAGGUUCGUAUGGAGCUGUCUCUACCAGGAUUCGGAUUACAGGAUCUAUCUUAUCCCAGUUCAUUUCCUAGUCCACCACUAGACGACCUGGGAGAUGAUUCUGCACGAGCGUGGUAUUACUAUCUCGCGGAGAUUGCAUUGCGUCGACUAGCCAACCGCAUCUUGUACAAUUUAUUCCGUCAUCAGGACAAAGGUCGAUUUCCACGGAUCGUGGAUAUGGUAGAAAUGACUGCCGCAUUUGAAUCACAAGCACUUGACUGGAUGGUCUCAUUACCGCCAAUAUUCUCCCUCCAAACCCCCGAAGAACAAGAUGAUGUUCUCAAAUUCGUCCUCCGUGGCCACCUCCUUGACUGCUACGAAUGGAUGUACUUCCCCUUCAUGGCCGAAACUAUCAACUACGGACGCCGUGACCCAGUUCUCGACGAAUACACCCGAAAAGGCCUACAAAUGUGUGCCGAACGAAUCCGUAAAAACGAGCCUGGCUUUCAGCACCGACAUCACGGUGCUUGGCUCAUGCUCCGGACCUGCACAAGAAGUGCAUUGAUCCUAUUGGCUGCUUGCCACAGUCAAAUGGUGCAAGACUUGAUGCCACAAGGAUGGAAGGAAGCAGUCCUCAGCGCGAUGAAUAUGUUGAGAUUCUGGGAAGAUGAGGUCGGUGAUGCGCAGGAUCGUCUUCAGAUAUUGACGGCUCUGAUAUCGGAGGUGAGCUGGUAGGUAAUUUUCGUGACAUGAUCUGAUAUUUUCUUAUCGUGCUCUUUCUUUUUUCACUCUUUCAAAUCUCAGAAAAGGCAAAAUAAGAAAAUUAUAAUCUAUUUACGAGGAAGUGAUGAUGAUGAAAGUUUCAUGUCUCGUGGUUUUGAAUGUCUUUUCCCUGCAGGACAGGUUACUACUUGGUGUGUCUAUAUGUUGGAUGGAAAUAUGUACAUAUUCUUUAUUUCUUCUCUGUAAUAAGUCUUGAAAAUCAACAAAAAGUCUAGGU